This is a messenger RNA of Equus quagga, 7369 nucleotides long. RefSeq names its product E3 SUMO-protein ligase RanBP2. Gene Ontology annotation, biological process: NLS-bearing protein import into nucleus; protein peptidyl-prolyl isomerization; protein folding. The record is from RefSeq and is a predicted model, not a curated record. Gene Ontology annotation, molecular function: peptidyl-prolyl cis-trans isomerase activity; protein binding; GTPase activator activity. Bases 119 to 6937 code for a protein of 2272 amino acids. Gene Ontology annotation, cellular component: cytoplasm; nuclear pore. The transcript has 30 exons. Lineage: Eukaryota; Metazoa; Chordata; Mammalia; Perissodactyla; Equidae.
CUCCUCCGCCGGCGACGGCGCUGCGUCACGGGCUUUCAAGCGCUUCGCUCCUGGAGACGCCGACCGCCGUGGGCCUCAGGCUGGCCUCCCGCGCGUCAGGAGCCGGGUUGGCGGCGCGAUGCGGCGCAGCAAGGCCGACGUGGAGCGGUACAUCGCCUCGGUGCAGGGCUCCGCCCCGUCGCCCCGAGAGAAGUCAAUGAAAGGAUUCUAUUUUGCAAAGCUGUACUAUGAAGCUAAAGAAUAUGAUCUUGCUAAAAAAUACAUAUCUACAUAUAUUAAUGUGCAAGAAAGGGAUCCCAAAGCUCACAGAUUUCUCGGUCUUCUUUAUGAAGUGGAGGAAAACAUAGACAAAGCUGUUGAAUGUUAUAAGCGUUCAGUGGAAUUAAACCCAACACAAAAAGAUCUUGUGUUGAAGAUUGCAGAAUUGCUUUGUAAAAAUGAUGUUACUGAUGGAAGAGCAAAAUAUUGGGUUGAAAAAGCAGCUAAACUUUUCCCAGGAAGUCCUGCAAUUUAUAAACUAAAGGAACAGCUUUUAGAUUGUAAAGGUGAAGAUGGAUGGAAUAAACUUUUUGACUUGAUUCAGUCAGAACUCUUUGCAAGACCCGAUGAUGUCCAUGUGAACAUCCGACUAGUAGAGCUGUAUCGCUCAAAUAAAAGAUUGAAGGAUGCUGUGGCCCACUGCCAUGAGGCAGAGAGAAACAUAGCUUUGCGUUCAAAUUUAGAAUGGAAUUCAUGUGUUGUACAGACACUUAAGGAGUAUCUGGAAUCUUUACAGUGUUUGGAGUCUGAUAAAAGUGACUGGCGAGCAACGAAUAAAGACUUACUUCUGGCAUAUGCUAACCUUAUGCUUCUUACACUCUCUGCUAGAGAUGUACAAGAAAGUAGAGAAUUAUUGGCAAGUUUUGAUAGUGCUCUUCAGUCUGUGAAAUCUUCUGUGGGUGGAAGUGAUGAGCUCUCAGCUACUUUCUUAGAAAUCAAAGGACAUUUCUACAUGCAUGCUGGUUCUCUGCUUUUGAAGAUGGGUCAGCAUAGUGAUGUGCAAUGGCGAGCGCUCUCUGAGCUGGCUGCCCUGUGCUAUCUCAUAGCAUUUCAGGUUCCAAGACCAAAGAUUAAAUUAAUAAAAGGAGAAGCUGGACAAAAUCUGCUAGAAAUAAUGGCCUUUGAUCGUCUGAGCCAAUCAGGGCACAUGCUGCUAAACCUAAGUCGUGACAAGCAAGAUUUUUUAAAAGAGGUUGUAGAAUCCUUUGCAAAUAAAAGUGGGCAGUCUGCUUUAUAUGAUGCUCUGUUUUCUAGUCAGUCACCCAAGGAUAGAUCUUUCCUUGGUAGCGAUGAUAUUGGAAACAUUGAUGUACAAGCCCCACAACCUGAUGAUCUGGCUAGAUAUGAUAUUGGUGCCAUUCGAGCACAUAAUGGUAGUCUUCAGCACCUUACCUGGCUUGGCUUACAGUGGAAUUCGUUGCCUACCUUACCUGCAAUUCGAAAAUGGCUGAAACAGCUUUUUCAUCAUUUACCCCAGGAAACCUCCAGACUUGAAACGAAUGCACCAGAAUCAAUAUGUAUCUUAGAUCUUGAAGUAUUUCUGCUUGGAGUAAUAUACACCAGCCACUUACAGUUAAAGGAGAAAUGUAAUUCUCACUACAGCUUCUGUCAGCCACUGUGCUUGCCAUUUCCUGUGUGUAAACAGCUUUGUACAGAAAGACAAAAAUCUUGGUGGGAUGCAGUUUGUAGUCUCAUUCACAGAAAAGCAAUACCUGGAACCUCAGCAAAAUUACGACUUUUAGUUCAGCAUGACAUAAACACUCUGAGAGGCCAGGAAAAACAUGGUCUUCAACCUGCUCUGCUUAUACAUUGGGCAAAAUGCCUCCAGAAAACGGGCAGCAGUCUUAAUUCUUUUUAUGAUCAACGGGAAUACAUAGGCAGAAGUGUUCAUUAUUGGAGGAAGGUUUUACCAUUGUUGAAGACAAUCAAAAAGAAGAGCAGUAUUCCUGAACCUACUGACCCUCUGUUUAAACAUUUUCAUAGUGCAGACAUUCAGGCAUCUGAAAUUGGUGAAUAUGAAGAAGAAGCACACAUCACGUUUGCUAUAUUGGAUGCAGUUAAUGGAAAUAUAGACGAUGCUAUGACUACUUUUGAAUCUAUAAAAAAUGUUGUUUCUUAUUGGAAUCUUGCACUGAUUUUUCACAGGAAAGCAGAAGACAUUGAAAAUGAUGCUCUUUCUCCUGAAGAACAAGAAGAAUGCAAGAAUUAUCUGAGAAAGAGCAGGGACUACCUAAUAAAGAUUUUAGAUGACAGUGAUUCAAAUCUUUCAGUGGUUAAGAAAUUGCCUGUGCCCCUGGAGUCUGUAAAAGAGAUGCUUAAUUCAGUCAUGCAGGAACUCGAUGACUAUAUUGAAGGAGGUCCUCUUUAUAAAAAUGGUUCUUUGCGGACUACAGAUUCAGAAAUAAAAUAUUCUACGCCGUCUCCCACCAAAUAUUCUCUAUCACCAAGUAAAAGUUACAAGUAUUCUCCCAAAACACCACCACGAUGGGCAGAAGAUCAAAAUUCUUUACUGAAAAUGAUCUGCCAACAAGUAGAAGCCAUUAAGAAAGAAAUGCAAGAGUUGAAACUAAAUAGCAGUAACUCAGGGUCUCCUCAUCGUUGGCCUACAGAGAAUUAUGGACCAGAUUCAGUGCCUGAUGGAUAUCAGGGAUCACAGACUUUUCAUGGGGCCCCGCUAACAGUUGCAACUACUGGCCCUUCAGUAUAUUAUAGUCAGUCACCAGCAUAUAAUUCCCAGUAUCUUCUCAGACCAGCAGCUAAUGUUACUCCCACAAAGGGUUCUUCCAAUAUAGACUCUAAGUCAACAAAAGAAGGAUUUAGUUUUUCUAUUCCAGUGUCUGCUGAUGGAUUUAAAUUUGGCAUUCAGGAGCCAGGAAAUCAAGAGAAGAAGAGUGAAAAGCCCCUUGGAAAUGACACUGGUUUUCAGGCUCAGGAUGUUAGUAGUCAGAAGAAUGAUAGUGGUGUGAUUUUUGGUCAGACUGGUAGCACUUUUACCUUUGCAGAUCUUGCAAAAUCAGCUUCAGGAGAAGGAUUUCAAUUUGGCAAAAAAGACCCUAAUUUCAAGGGAUUUUCAGGUGCUGGAGAAAAAUUAUUCUCAUCACAAAGUGACAAAAUGGCUGAUAAAGCUGACACUUCUGCUGACUUUGAGAAAGAUGAUGAUGCCUAUAAGACUGAGGACAGUGAUGACAUCCAUUUUGAACCAGUAGUUCAAAUGCCUGAAAAAGUAGAACUUGUAACUGGAGAAGAAGAUGAAAAAGUUCUUUAUUCACAGCGGGUAAAAUUAUUUAGAUUUGAUGCUGAGAUAAGUCAGUGGAAAGAAAGGGGUUUGGGGAACUUAAAAAUUCUCAAAAACGAAGUCAAUGGCAAAUUAAGAAUGCUGAUGCGAAGAGAACAAGUACUAAAAGUGUGUGCUAAUCACUGGAUAACGACUACAAUGAACCUGAAGCCUCUCUCUGGAUCAGAUAGAGCAUGGAUGUGGUUAGCUAGUGAUUUUUCUGAUGGUGAUGCCAAACUAGAGCAGCUGGCGGCAAAAUUUAAAACGCCGGAGCUGGCUGAAGAAUUCAAGCAGAAAUUUGAGGAAUGCCAGCGACUUCUAUUAGAUAUACCACUUCAAACUCCCCAUAAACUUGUAGAUACUGGCAGAGCGGCCAAGUUAAUACAGAGAGCUGAAGAAAUGAAGAGUGGCCUAAAAGAUUUCAAAACAUUUUUGACAAAUGAUCAAGCAAAAGUCACUGACAAAGAGAGUAAGAGUUCAGAUGUGGUUCCUGCCAGUACUCCAGACACAACCAACAAGCCAAAUCCUGAGAACACUGGGCCGACAUUAGAGUGGGAUAACUAUGAUUUAAGGGAAGAUGCUUUGGAUGAUAGUGUAAGUAGUAGCUCAGUACAUGCUUCACCUUUGGCAAGUAGCCCUGUGAGAAAAAAUCUCUUCCGCUUUGGUGAGUCAACAACAGGAUUUAACUUCAGCUUUAAAUCUGCUUUGAGUCCAUCUAAAUCUCCUGCCAAAUUGAAUCAGAGUGGGGCUUCAGUUGGCACUGAUGAAGAAUCUGAUGUUACUCAAGAAGAAGAGAGAGAUGGACAGUACUUUGAACCUGUUGUACCUUUACCUGAUCUAGUUGAAGUGUCCAGUGGUGAGGAAAACGAACAAGUUAUUUUUAGUCACAGAGCAAAACUCUAUAGGUAUGAUAAAGAUGUUGGUCAGUGGAAAGAAAGAGGCAUUGGUGAUAUAAAGAUUUUACAAAAUUAUGAUAAUAAGCAAGUUCGAAUAGUAAUGAGAAGGGACCAGGUAUUAAAACUUUGUGCCAAUCACAGAAUAACUCCAGACAUGACUUUGCAAAAUAUGAAAGGGACAGAAAGAGUGUGGGUGUGGACUGCAUGUGACUUUGCAGACGGAGAAAGAAAAGUAGAACAUUUAGCUGUCCGUUUUAAACUACAGGAUGUUGCAGACUCAUUUAAGAAAAUAUUUGAUGAAGCAAAAGUAGCCCAAGAAAAAGAUACUUUGAUAACACCUCAUGUUUCUCGAUCGACCACUCCCAGAGAGUCACCAUGUGGCAAAAUUGCUGUAGCCAUGUUAGAAGAAACCACAAGAGAAAGGACGGAUUUAAUUCAGGGUGACGAUAUAGCAGAUGCAUCUUCAGAAGUUGGAGAAGUGUCUAGCACAUCUGAAAUAACAACAAAGGCAGUGGUUUCUCCUCCCAAGUUUGUAUUUGGUUCCGAGUCUGUUAAAAGCAUUUUUAGUAGUGAAAAAUCAAAACCAUUUGCAUUUGGCAACAGUUCAGCUACUGGGUCUUUGUUUGGAUUUAGUUUUAAUGCACCUUUGAAAAAUAACAAUAGUGAAACUAAUUCAGUAGUCCAGAGUGGAUCUGAAAGAAAAGUGGAACCUGAUAGUUGCGAAGAGUCAAAGAACUCUGAUACCGAACAAUCUUCAGAUGGCAAAGUCAAAAAUCUCUUUGCUUCUUUUCCAAAGGAAGAGUCCUCAACUAAAUACACAUUUAAAACACCAGAAAAGGGAUUUAAUUUUAGCCUUUUUAAAUCUAAUCCAAUGGCUUUUUGGACCAGCACCCCUUCCUUACAGCCUGAGGACAAAGCAGAAGAGAAGAAAAAACCUGAAGAUCUUCCUUCAGAUGAUGAUGUUCUCAUCGUAUAUGAGCUAACCCCAACCCCCGAGCAAAAAGCUCUUGCAAGCCAACUUCAACUUCCUCCAACUUUCUUCUGCUAUAAGAAUAGACCAGAUUAUGUUAGUGAAGAGGAGGAGGAUGAUGAAGAUUUUGAAACAGCUGUCAAGAAACUUAAUGGAAAACUGUAUCUGGAUGACUCAGAAAAAUGUAGACCAUUGGAAGAAAAUCUAACGGAUAAUGAGAAAGAAUGUGUUAUUGUUUGGGAAAAGAAACCAACAGUUGAAGAGAAGGCAAAAGCAGAUACAUUAAAACUUCCACCUACGUUUUUUUGUGGAGUCUGCAGUGACACUGAUGAGGACAAUGGAAAUGGUGAAGACUUUCAGUCAGAGCUUCAAAAAGUUCAGGAAGCUCAAAAAUCCCAGAAUGAGGAAAUAACUAGCACGGCUGACAGUGUGUGUACAGGUGGGACUAAAGUGACUGUACCGUUUUUAUGUAAGUCUGAAGAACCUGAUUUUAUUACCAAAUCUGUUAGUUCACCACCUAUUUCUUCUGGAACUGUGGACAAACCUGUAGAUUUGUCUACUAGAAAGGAAAAUGAUGCAGAUUCUACAAGCCAAGUGGAAAACAAAACAGUUGCAUUUGGAUUUGGAAGUAGCACAGGGCUGUCAUUUGCAGACUUGGCUUCCAGUAAUUCUGGGGAUUUUGCUUUUGGUUCCAAAGAUAAAAAUUUCCAGUGGGCAAAUACUGGAGCAGCUGUGUUUGGAACACAGUCAACCAGUAAAGUUGGUGAAGAUGAAGAUGGUAGUGAUGAAGAAGUAGUUCAUAAUGAAGAUAUCCAUUUUGAACCAAUAGUUUCCUUACCAGAGGUAGAAGUAAAAUCUGGAGAAGAAGAUGAAGAAGUUUUGUUUAAAGAGAGAGCCAAACUUUAUAGAUGGGAUCGAGAUGUCAGUCAGUGGAAGGAGCGUGGUGUUGGAGAUAUAAAGAUUCUUUGGCAUACAAUGAAGAAUUACUAUCGGAUCCUAAUGAGAAGAGACCAAGUCUUUAAAGUGUGUGCAAACCAUGUUAUUACCAAAACAAUGGAAUUAAAACCUUUAAAUGUUUCAAACAAUGCUUUGGUUUGGACUGCUUCAGAUUAUGCUGAUGGAGAAGCCAAAGUGGAACAGCUUGCAGUAAGAUUUAAAACUAAAGAAAUGGCUGAUUGUUUUAAGGAAAAAUUUGAAGAAUGUCAACAGAAUUUAUUGAAACUCCAAAAAGGACAGGUGUCACUGAUAGCAGAGUUAUCAAAGGAGACAAAUCCUGUGGUGUUUUUUGAUGUUUGCGCAGACGAUGAACCCCUUGGACGUAUAACUAUGGAAUUAUUUUCAAACAUUGUUCCUCGAACUGCUGAGAACUUCAGAGCACUAUGCACUGGAGAGAAGGGCUUUGGUUUCAAGAACUCUAUUUUUCAUAGAGUAAUUCCAGGUUUUGUUUGCCAAGGGGGAGAUAUCACCAAACAUGAUGGAACAGGAGGACGGUCCAUUUAUGGAGAUAAAUUUGAAGAUGAAAAUUUUGAUGUGAAACAUACUGAUCCUGGCCUACUCUCUAUGGCCAAUCGAGGCCAGGAUACCAAUAAUUCUCAAUUUUUUAUAAUACUGAAAAAAGCAGAACAUUUGGACUUGAAGCAUGUGGUAUUUGGGUUUGUUAAGGAUGGCAUGGAUACUGUGAAAAAGAUUGAAUCAUUUGGUUCUCCGGAAGGGUCUGUUAGUCGAAGAAUUAGUAUCACAGAAUGUGGACAGAUAUAAAAUCAUUGUUUUUCAUAGUAAAUUUUGCCUGUAUAAACAGUUGAAUUGAAGCUUAGCCAUUAUGACAAUAUGGUAAUUAUGUUCAGCUUUUGAAAAUGGACGUUUCCAAUGUAUAAAUGUAAAAUUGCAGCUUAUAGCUGUUGUCACUUUUUAAUGUGUUAUAAUUGACCGUGCAUGGUGUGAAAUAAAAGUUAAAACACUGGUGUAUUUCAGGUGUACUUGUGUUUAUGUACUCCUGACAUAUUUGUAUUAAAAUGGAAUACUAAUCUUGUUAAAAGCAAUAGACCUUCUCAAACCAUUGAAGGAAUAUGAUAUAUGCAAUUUAAUUCCUUUUAAGAUAUUGGACCUCUUGCAUGCAUAUACUAUUUGAAUAAAGGGACCACAACUUGGAUAAUUUUUAUUUUAGAUUUGAAAUAUAUUUGGUAAUUUUAA